AGCAUACAGCUGCAAUCCUACAGCAGCCAUGUUGUAAGUGCUUGUUCUCUAGCCUGCUGACCUGCUGAGCCACGUAGGGAGUGAACAAGCCCUUAGUACUCCAUGAAGCAGCCACUCAGAAUCAAAGAAUGGGUCUCAUGCUGGUCGUAAUACAGACAUUUCCCAUGUCCUUUCGUGAGCGCCUUUUUUUGCCUGAAAUUUAACCCUCAACAAAGUUAUGGACAAAACCUGAAAGUCCAGAUCAACACAACUGAUGAUACCAUUUGCAUGAAGUACCUUCGGCUAAUUCCCAACACCAAACUCCACGGCUUCAUCUUGGGCUAUGGAAGCAGCUUCUUUUCUAACCAGUAUAUCCCCCUACCUUCAGAAGGAAAGUCCUAUGUAACAGAAGUUGAUGCUGAGCCAAGGUACUUGAUUACAGUACGAGCUGCACCCGUUCGAAAUCACAGGAAAACCUGCUCAGGUAAGACCAAGACUCAAAAGCCGCUCCAACUGGUGGUUGGCACUUUGACCCCAAACUCUGUCUUCCUGUCCUGGGGGAUCCUAGUCAAUCCGCAACAUGACUGGACUGCGACGAGUAGCUGUGCUAGUGACAGAUUUUAUACAGUUCGCUACAGGGAAAAGGAUAAAAACAAGAAAUGGGGUUUUCAGCUUUGUCCAACUACAGAGACAGUGGUGGAUAAUCUGAAGCCCAACACACUAUAUGAAUUUGGAGUGAAAGACAACACAGAAGAUGGGAUUUGGAGCAAGAUUUUCAAUCACAAAACCAUUCUGUCUAAUAAAAACAAAGGAAAUGGACAUCUCCAGAAUACCUACAAGUUCAUACCUAAUAGUCAAACACAGUUCAUACCAGGAGAUGGUACAAAACGCGUCCCUAUUACAAGAAUCAAACAAGUAAUUCAAAACAUCACACAUCGGAUACUGCCUAAAGCCACAGACAGGCCAUCCUUGGCAGGAGCAAUACUAGUGCAUCUUAUCGUUCCAGGUCUGAAUGAAACACCACCGAAGUUCCCUAAAACACUGGGCAUGUUUGAAACACCAAAGAAAAAAUUGAUUAUGAAUGAAACACAAAUGUGGCCUGCUGAAUCCAAAACACCAAAAGUGCAAGAAAUCUCCCCACAGUCCUUCCCAGCUACCAUUGAAUCAUUUCAGGAGAGCAUUAAACCUACUGUACCUGCUGCCUCAGAAAAAUCAGACACAUCUUCAGAUUACAAUGAAAGUGAACUGGAAUCCACGAAACCUAACAUAGCACCUACGCCUGAAUUAUCAUUGAACACACUAGCUCACAGUGAAACUGAGAGUGGCCUUGAAGAAACAAAUUCAACUCCUAAACCUGAACUGGCACAAACUCAAAACAUACUGGCUUCUAAUGAAAUGCAGAUUAUUUCUUCUGGAUUCAAAAUAUCUGAUGCUCCAAAAAUACGACAGACAAAACCCGCGACCACGAAACCAGCCCUGAAAUCUUCUUUUCCUUUCAUGGAAACCCCAGAGACAGUAAUGGUUUCUGAUGAAACACAGAUUGUUUCUUCAAGACCCAAACCAUCUGACAUCCCAGAAAAGCUACCAACCAAAUCUGUAACUAUUCAAACAACUAUGAAAACAGUCACACCUGAAGCUAGUAAAGCAGAAGCUGUUUCAUAUGACUUUCCUCCUGUUGCUACCACUCCCCAAACAGCUGAAAUUUCGGAAAUAUUUGAUCUAGACUCUGUUACAAAUAGCGCUGACCUGGAGACAUCUGAGCCUCUAAUUUCCAGAAUACCUCAUUUGCUAGGAACAAUGGCUUUAGAUGAUAUUCAACCUGUUGUUUCAAGCCCCACAACAUCUGAUGAGCCUGAUAUAACAGAUACCAAACCAGCAGCAACAAGUGAGCCCACUGUGGAAUCUUUCUCACCUAAAACUUCUAGUGCUCUUGAAUGGCCAAGGGAAACAUUGGCUCCAAAUGAAAUACCACUUAUUCCUUCUAAAUUGAAGCCAUAUCCUCUUCCAGAAGUACAGCAUGUGAAACCUGCACAAAAGCCACUGCUUUUAGGACAGAGUACACCCAAAGCUUCAAAGACUAUUGAAUGGUCAAAGACAACGCUAGCUCCCUGGGAAACAAAGUUUGUUACUUCUACACCUAAACCUUCUGCCAGACCAAAAAUGCCACAAAGUAAACCUGCAGAAAAAUCAAUUCAUUUGGAGAGCAAUACACCUAAAUUUUCUAUUCCUCUUGAACUGCCAAGGACAACACUAGCACCCAGUAAGACAAAACUAAUUCCUUCCAAACCUAAAGUCUCUCUCCAUCCAGAAGAACCCAAGUCAAAACCGGCAGCAACCAGGAAACCCAUUGCAGUGCCUGUCACUAGUAAGAUUUCUUCUGUUACCGCUACUACUGAGACUCUUGAACAUCCGAAAUCUACAAUGGCUCCAAAAGAGACAAGACGUGUUCCUUUGAAGCCUAAACCAUCACCAAAGCCUCAUGUGCCACAGACAAAACCUGCCCUGGAAUCAACUACCUUUAGAACUGAACAGCCAAAGACACCAUUAGCUCCAAAAGAGGUACGACGUGUUCCUUCCAAGCCAAAAAUAUCGCCAAGUCCAGACGUGCCACAAGCCAAACCAGCUCCAAAAGAGGUACGACGUGUUCCUUCCAAGCCAAAAAUAUCGCCAAGUCCAGACGUGCCACAAGCCAAACCAGCUCCAAAAGAGACACAGCGUGUGCCUUCCAAACCUAAAACAUCACCCAUUCCUGAUACACCACCAACCAAAGCUGCUACGAAAGAGAUUCGACGUAUCACGUCUAGACCCAAAACGUUAGCCAGCCCAGAGGUACCACCAACAAAACCUGUUCCAAAAGAAAUUCAGCGAAUUCCUUCCAAACUCAAAACAUCAGCCAGCCCAGAUGUGCCACACACCAAACCUGCAGGAAUCAUUCCAUCCAUCCAAGAGCCAGUCACUGCUACAGCUCCUUACUCUCUUGAACGAGCGAAGGCAACUCUGGCUCCAAAGGAAAUACGACUCAUUCCAUCCAAACCCAAAGCAUCUGUCCGGCCAGAAGCACCGCAGACUAAACCUGUUCCAAAUGAAACAUACCCGAUUUCAUUCAAGCCCCAAACUGCUCUAACUACAGAAAAUCCACAGUUGAAAACUGUUUCCUAUGUGGUUCGUACAGAAACCAUUAAACCUAAAAUAUCAAAACCAUUUGGCAAAACAGAAGCAACACUGGCACCGCAUAAAGUUCAUCUCACUCCUGCAAGACCCAAGAUAUCUGAUAAGCCACAGACCAGACCUGUACUAAACAAAACGACACCAGGACCUGGUAGAACAAAAACUGCUGGAGUGGUGAGAUGGGGCGGUACGCCAACAGAAGUAGUCCGGGAUUCUACUAAAUUUCUGAUGGGCUCAAACGUAUCACUGGAAUCCAAUGUUACAAGGAAAAAGAUAGAUUCUGUAGCUAUACCACCUGACAGUCGGCAUCCUCCCGUAGCUCCUGCGAGGCCUACACAGGUGCGAAGAAAACCUUUGCCUCCAAACACAGUGACUGGUAAACCAGGAAGUCCAGGAAUUUCAUCAACAUCACGAGCUUCAGCUUCUUCCACGACUUCUGCAGUGAGACCUACUGGCCCAACCAAAUCUCUAAAGACAGAAAAACCAAGAAAGAAGCCAACAGUUUCUGCUUCUCCAGAGGAACCUGUUAAUACAACUGUCUUCAGCUCGAGUCCUACAUCCGAGACUGAUGUUCAGGGCCAACCACGGUUCAAAGCUCCUUACGUUGUGUACAUGCCAAAAGGUGACAAUGAGCCAUGUUCUAUCACAAGCACUUUGGAACAUUUCCCAGAAGAGGAGGCCAGCAACAAGGAAGAUGCUACUAAUCCUCCACAAAAUCCUCCUUCCAACCUGACUGUGGUGACAGUUGAGGGCUGUCCUUCCUUUGUUGUACUGAACUGGACAAAACCGGAAAAUGACACUGUUACUGAGUAUAAGGUAGUAUCAACUGAAAAUGGAGCACCUACCGGAAAGGAGAUGUCCAUUCUAACUACAAACCAAACCCACUCUACAGUUGAAAAUCUGAAACCUAACACAAGUUAUGAAUUCCAAGUGAAAGCCAUAAACCCUAGCGGUGAAGGUCCACCCAGCGAUAAGGUCCAAUUUGAUACUGAAUCAGCGGACCCAAGAGUGAGUGAGCCAAUUUCAAUGGGAAAAGAUGCCAUCUGGACUGAAAUCCCUUUCAAUUCCAAUGCCUAUUCAGAAUGCAAAGGGAAACAGUACGUCAAAAGGACCUGGUACAAGAAGUUUGUAGGUGUGCAACUGUGUAACUCCCUGAGAUAUAAGAUUUACCUCAGUGAUUCACUUACAGGUAAAUUUUACAGCAUAGGAGAUCAGAGGGGACAUGGAGAAGAUCAUUGUCAAUUUGUGGACUCAUUUUUAGAUGGAAGGACAGGGCAGCAAGUUUCUUCAGACCAGCUACCCAUGGAAGAUGGCUUUUUCAGAGCAGUUCGUCAGGAACCUGUCAAGUUUGGAAAAAUAGGUGGUUCGACCCAUAUUAACUAUGUCCAUUGGUAUGAGUGUGGAACGUCAAUACCUGGUAAAUGGUAGUUGCUAUAUGAACUCGAAAAUGAACAAAGGCCUACCACUACCAUGCCCUUCUCCCAAACAAGUUCAGCGAUGGAAACAUUUAUGGUCUUCCUGUCUUCCAUGUUUAGUCAUGUAUAAAGUUUAUAAACUUACGACAAUACUGCAUUAACUGUGUUUAAUAGCAUAGGCUGCUUACUAUAGUUACUCCAUUUUUACCAGAAAGCACAAGGAAAAGGAUAAGGUCUGGGGAAGCUGGCUCCCUAUAUUCUGGCUAAUAAGGUACAGUUUAUAUGGUAUUUUAAAAGAUACAAUUUGUAUAUUAUUUAUCACAUUGUUGUAAUAAAUGUUUUGAGGGAGAGUAAUGGCUAAGUUGAUCAAGAAACUGCAGUAUACAUUUAACUUUAGAUAUUCACUCUGUUAUUGAAGUAGUGUCAUAUGCUGCUUAUCAAGGUAAUUCUGUAAGUCUCCAAUUUCUCCAUACACUUAAAUUAUUAAAUUAGAAUGUUCUGGGACUGACUUCUGUACUUUAUAAAUACCCAGAUUGAAGAGCUUUUCCCCUUGUAUCUAAACAAUUUGUGUUCUUGCCAAAAUUAAAAGAAAACGUGUUAUAUUUCAAUGCUUUAGUGCACCAAGAAAGCAAUUGUAAGCUUUUAAAGAAAUGCAAGCAUAGUUUCUUGGUGACAGUCAGACUUGCACAUCCAUAUUAAAAUUGCCUGUUCACAUGGUUAAAAUUAGUCUAUCCCUGUAAAUACAGUUGCUACUUAAACAGUAUCCAGUUAGCAUUAGUACUCUUCCAUGUUGAGUUGAUGGAUGGUGUUUUUACUUAAUCAGGCUUUUCAAGACUGCCUGAGCAACAGAAGUCAAAUCUGCACCUCUUGCAGUGGGUUUUCUGAAAUUUUGAUAAACUACUUUGCAGGCCAAAUGUAUAUAGCACCACAGAAUUUAGAGUAAGAUAAUGAGGUGUGGGAGGAUAUGCUCAAAAUACCAGUUUAUUUAACAAUCAAGUGUGGGAGGAUAUGCUCAAAAUACCAGUUUAUUUAACAAUCAAGUUUCCUCUAUUUCAAAAUUGUUAGCAUGGGAAAAGCAGUUAGUUCUGAAUGUGAGUUGUUCCAUUAAAAACCUGUCCCCUCUCUACAGACUAGAUUCUGUACUUCCCUGAACAUUUAUGAACUAAAGAGAUUUUUUUGAGCAGGGUGUUUAUUCAUUGUAUUAGAAAAGGUAUGAACAGGAACACCAAAUAAAUGUCAUUUGUAGAAAAUGCCUUAAAGUACAUUGCAGGUACACUGUACUCGAAUAAAAUAUUUUUUAACCAUGUCAAGUUUUUGUAUAUUGGUUGGCUUUCCACUUUGGCGCUACCUUUCACUUACCAUUGUGUGUCUCAGAAGACUGCCUGUUCAGUAUGUUAUAUAUGAUCAUAAAAGGAUACAUUACAACCUCCCCUACCAAAGUGGAAGAUGAGAAUAUUUGUAAACAGGUUUGCACAGCUCUUUACACUGUUUUUCCUUGUAACUGAAGGUUUUGUUACAGGUACUGAUUUAGGUUUUCUGGCUGGCAAAAAAAGUUUGUAGCACAUUUUUUUAAAUUCCUUGUUUGGCUGGGAAACAUUAAACACCAAGAAAUUCCUAUCAAGUCAAAGCUUCCACUGAAUGAUGGAUUAAAGCCACUGGGUAUGUGCCUUAAUGCAGUGUAUUUACUCAAUGUGAGCUGUACUAAUGCAACAAAAAACAUGAUUUGGUAGUCUAACAAAAGCAUCCAAUGAUAAUAGUCCUGAAUACAUCAUUAAAUCCCAAUCUGCAUUUGUAAUGUUUAA
Messenger RNA from Pelodiscus sinensis (Chinese soft-shelled turtle), 6364 nucleotides. Lineage: Eukaryota; Metazoa; Chordata; Testudines; Trionychidae. The record is from RefSeq and is a predicted model, not a curated record.